Messenger RNA from Closterium sp. Yama58-4, 813 nucleotides. The record is from the annotation of a GenBank genome assembly. Lineage: Eukaryota; Viridiplantae; Streptophyta; Zygnematophyceae; Desmidiales; Closteriaceae.
AUGCUCGCCUCAGCUGCAAGCAAGCGGGGGGGGGGAACAAGGGGGGCAGGGGUGGGGGUGGCGGCGGAGGAGGUGGGGGUGGAGGCGGUGGGAGUGGAGGCGCGGCUGGGGAGACUAGUGGCGGCAGUGGGGGAGGAGACAGCAGCGGUGGGAGUGGUGGUGGAGGCGGCAGCGGAGGCGGAGGUGGUCGUGGCGGCGGCAGGGGUGGAGGUGGCCGGGGCGGCGGCGGUGGGGGUGGUGGUCGUGGAGGCACUGGCGGAGGGCAGAGUCAGCAGCCCGCCCCGACGCUUCAGGCCGCCCGUGAGUGGUAUGCGCAGCGUAGCGUUACCUGCACACUUUGAUGCUAUUCUCACUGCCAUGUAUGCGAUGUCUAUUAGUGGAGAGGGUGCUCAGUACUUGCGUGUUCCGCCCGACCCGGGCAUUCAGGCCAGGCCGGCUGCCGCUCUAGGUGCUAGUGCGUCUACUCCCACAGGUCCUGGUGAGGCUGCAGCCCUAGGUGCUCGUGCGUCCGUGCCCCCUGGUACUGAGUCGACUGCAGCACUGCACACCUUCACACUGGACUCAGGUGCUUCUCGCUCCUUCUUUCGUGACCGCACUGUCCUUGAGCCACUCGCUCGGCCAGUUGCUGUCUCCCUUGCUGACCCCUCUGGGGGUCCGGUCAUUGCGACCUCCUCCACUGUCCUUCCUUGUCCGGCGGUCCCGUCCGGCACGCUGUCAGGUCUCUACCUCCCCUCGUUCUCUACGAACUUGGUGGCAGGUAGUGCGCUCCCAGACGGGGUGUUCACCAGUUCACCCCUGCCUACGAGCGCGUGA